CUCCUAGCCCCGGAAUGGGAUUUUGGGAUUCGAUAGAAAGUACGGCGGGAAGGCAGGAGGGUGUCGCCAGCAAGCGCCUCCCCGUCUUAUCUUGUCCUCCGCUAGGGUUCGAAGUAGAAUUGGGGAUGGAGAACUCGCUCAGGUAUGAUCGUGAUUCCAAAUCCCUUCGGAUACAUGCCAAGGAGAAGAUUCCCCUCGCCUCGAAAACCCUAUUGCAGUUAUCUUGGCAGGUCCAUGGAGAAUUAGACACCGGGACUGGGACCCCUAGUUAUCUUGCCCUAAUUGUUCGACAUUUCUAUCCUGAGUUAUCAGCCAGCAUGGGUUUUGGCAUUCAGCUCAACAAAGAUGAAAAACCCAGUUAUAGCCUUCGAGGAAAGAAGGCAUUUCCAGUCACAGCCAGUGGUCUAGUGGGGAUAAACUUGAAGGGAAGGUUCCAUUUCGACAAAGAAUAUAAGGAGGCAAGGGGAGCAGUUGAAUUGGCAUGGAGUGUAUUGAAUUUCCAAAAGGAUCAAGAUGUGAGGAUUAAAAUAGGAUUUGAUAUCUGUGACCAGGUGCCAUAUUUCCAGAUCCGGGAAAAUAAUUGGACUCUUAAUGCAGACAUCAAUGGUAAAUGGAAUGUGCGAUUUGAUUUGUAAUCCUUUCUCUUCAUCCUUUCUCUUCAUCACAUUUGAGAAAACAAACAGAUCUCAUCAUUCAGAUAGUCAUUUUUGUGUCGAGAUGUCCAAAGCAGAUAGUUGUUGAGAUGUCCGAUUCUGUACUUUGUAGUUCAAACUGUGACUGGUCAAUAACAUAAAUCUCAGAAUCGAUUAGUUUAA
This is a messenger RNA of Musa acuminata AAA Group (dessert banana), 815 nucleotides long. RefSeq names its product outer envelope pore protein 21B, chloroplastic-like. Bases 15 to 635 code for a protein of 206 amino acids. The record is from RefSeq and is a predicted model, not a curated record. Gene Ontology annotation, molecular function: voltage-gated monoatomic anion channel activity. Gene Ontology annotation, biological process: regulation of monoatomic anion transport. Lineage: Eukaryota; Viridiplantae; Streptophyta; Magnoliopsida; Zingiberales; Musaceae. The transcript is spliced from 5 exons.